GCCAUGCAGAAGUACAAGCACCUCAACCGGAACAUGAAGAAGAUCGAGCGCGAGGAGUGGGCGCCCAAACUGUACACUGAGGCAAAGGCGAAGCGCGAGAAGGCGAAGAUCGAGACGGACACCCAGCGAGAGUGGGGCACGAUGAUGAACCUGGACUC
Molecule: messenger RNA, 158 nt
Organism: Prorocentrum cordatum
Lineage: Eukaryota; Dinophyceae; Prorocentrales; Prorocentraceae
Source: the annotation of a GenBank genome assembly